GCCAGCGCCAGUUCCAGUUGCAACUACGAAGCGGACGGACGCACGCGUUCGACGCGCGCGGCGCGACCACAUUCUUAUAUAUACGAUUCGAUUCCACUUGCUAUCGCGACGAAAACCGCACGCAUUCGUGCCCGACGUGCCCUAAUCGCCACCAGCAUAAAAAGCCACACACCAACUUGGACGCUUUUUCCUAAUUACCACAUCGUUGUACAAUUUCGUGAGUGCUUGACAGUGUUUUUCACACCGAAAUAAAAUUGCAUUUGCAUAGAGUUUUUGGGUUAUUCGAACUAACAUUUAUCGCAUUCACACACCUGCGUGAAGUUGACUUGAAUGUCACACAGUGUUGAUUAAAAGUAUUUGUGCACAGCGUGUGUUUACGGGCGAAGAGCAGCGGUGAAAAGUGCGUCGCCACACGCGCGCGCGCGCGCACGAAUUCCGUUCGCGAAAUUUCGCGCAGCAAGUGCAAGUGCAAUGCGCACACGCACGCGUCGCGUACCUGCUGAAUAUCAGUGAUUUAUCAAAACAUUCGUAUCGCUCUCGCGCGCGCGACUCUACAAACACUACGUUAAUUGCAGCAGCAGCAGCAGCAGCGCGCGCUCGCAUUCUCUAAUAAACACUUGCGCAAGUGCCUCGCGGUGUGCGGAGUGCGGUAAAAAGUGAAACGAACGCGACGGUGUGAUGACAUGAGCGACGGCGUCCGUUCGCUCGUCAUCGUUAGAAAGGGACAAUGUCGCACUGCAAGAAGUUCACGCCGAACAUCUUCAACAAGAUCAAAUGCUCGAAUUGCUUUCGGCAGAAAGAGGAGCACAGCGCCGAGGCGCUGGAAUGCAACCGAGCUAGUCGCAGCAUCGCACGGAGCGGAUAUCUUUUCGUUGCGCCUGAUUGGGACUUUUCUGUGCCGCUGAAUAGGACUAAGCGAUGGCAGAGGCGCUGGUUCGUGCUGUACGACGACGGGGAGCUCAAUUAUUCCGUCGACGAACACCCUGAUACAGUCCCUCAGGGUUCUGUUGACAUGUCACAAGUAUUAGAAGUGACUGGAGCUGAACAAGUCACCGGACAUCCCCAUUCGUUGGCACUGACUGGUCCCGAUAGGGUGACUUUCGUGAAAGCUGCGAGUAGGGAAGAUGCGCGUUGGUGGGCUGAGCUUUUGGCGGUGUUUCCAAGGCGGCAUAAACGCAACGCGACUUUUCCCGGCGGGCGAGCAUCACCCUCGCUGCCGCAAUUGGGGAGAAGUGCGUCGCCGCAGCCACCACGACCGCGCCAUCUCAGUUGCACAGGGCCUAGCCCUCGGGCGAAUUUCACAACUCCGCCUGUACAAGAGGAACGCGAACGGGAGUCCCCAGCGAAGGACGAUACGAUCAAUACGAAUUCGAGCUCGACGCUGAAGCAAUACGACAGUAUAAAUAAUCUGAACGCGAUUGGUGGGGCUUCUACCCUUUCGGGGGCGAAUCGGAACAGUUUGGUUACUGUCCCUCUUCCAAUUGAACAACCAACAAGAAGCGAUUACAUCGUCAGUUCGGGUUCUCCUCCGACGCGUGAUAAAUUGCGAUGCGAGGACAAGGAGCGAGUGCGGCGCGACUGGCGCAACGAAAGACUGCGAGACAUCGCCACAGCGCUCACCGACCGCUCGCCGGAGUCGUCGCUGGCGUUGCCCGCCGAAGGCCUGCUCCACCUGAAAAAGGGUUGGUUAUGGUUCAAAGACCACAAUAACGGCGAAUGGCUGCGGUUAUGGUGGGUCCUCUGCGGGCCAACGCUCAGCGGUUACAAGGAACAAGACGAGUCGACGAUGCCGGAGGUGUCUGUCGAAUUAUCGACGGUCACCGGCUACAGCGAAAUUCAAACCGAGACGCGUUAUGGAUUCCAGAUCCAAUGGUCCGGUCCGACGUUAACACUCAGCGCCGUGACGGCUGGUAUUAGAUCCAAUUGGUUGCAGGCCUUGAAGAAAGCAGCGCCAAAUUCUGAAAGCCCGGUUUCUACACCUGCAACACCUCGCUCAUCACUUCUUUCAUCCGAUGAAGAGUAUCGGACCGCUUCCGAAGGUGGCGGCCGGCGUGAUUCGGAAGAUUGGGGCGAUUACAGUGCCAGCUCGCCGAUUCCAAAGACCCUGCUAACGCGCGUGAAGGAUCGCAACCGGUUGCGACCCAAGCUGCCGCGGUGUCAAUCCCGCCAGUCGACCGUUGAUAGCGUGUCAACGGACGAACUGGACGGAUUCAAUUUGCCCAUCGUCGACCUCAAGUCCAGCUUCGGUGCUGGAUUCACCACCUCCGAAGUGGACGACCUCAAGAAGCAGCUGAAUCAUGCGCGCAACGACAUUCAGAAUUUGGAGAUGGAGGUGACCAGGCUGAAUCUGCUUCAAUCUGAGACCGGCGUUAAAGAAAAGCAAUACAAAGAGAUGCUGCAUACAUUAGAACGCACGCGGGAUGAAUUGACGCAAAAGUUGCGCCAUGCGGAUGAGAGGCACACCAGAGACAUGAAGUCGUAUCAAAGGCGGCUGACGGAUUUCGAGCAGGACGUGCGCGAAUCCGAGGACCGUUGUGCUAGUAAUCAGAGGGAGUUGCAGGCGAAGCAACGCAUUGUUACCAGUUUGCAGGAGGAGUUGAAAUGCGCCAACGAUCGUCUCUCAAGAAAUCGACUUGAAAACGAUCGAUUGUAUAAAAAGUUACAGGAGUUGGAAGGCAAGAGUCUGCAGAAGUACAAGCGCAUUGCGUCGCUCACUGAUUUAACCGAUAUUGACUUGGAAGUUGACUUGGACACGCUGAACCAAAACGAGCUGAUUGAACAGUGUCUGGAUUUGCGGAGUCGAUUCGAGAAGGCGGUCGUGGAAAUUCGAGCUGUUAAACGGGAGCUGCGAGAGUCGCAUGCGAAAUACGACGAGUUGGAGCUUGAAAAUGUCAGCAUCAAGCGGAGUCUCGAAAUAGCCGAGCAAGAGAAUCAAGCGCAAGCGGCGUUGACAGCUAGCCGAGUCCAGGAUUUGACUUCGAAGCUUGGCAGUGCUGAAAAACAAGCAAGAGUUUUGAAGUCGAAACUACAAGAUUCCAGAGAAAAGCGUCGUUCGUUGUCACUCAAAGGCAGGGAGAACUUUUCACUCAACAAGGAAGUGGAAGAUAAAGUGACGGAGCUGGAAGCGAAAGUAAUGAGUCUUGAACGUGGGCGUUCGAGGAGAAGACGACGGGAUCGUAGUUCGGAAGCUGCUUCCCCGAUUGAUGACAAAUCUUUGCGACGUUUGCGGCGUAAAAGUUUGGAUAGCGCUACUUCCUCCGAACCUAUGAAAUUACUCAUGCGACUGAGUUCGUUGGAGAGCAAGGUCAAUCAGGUGAACACAUCAAAUGAAUCGUUGACGCCGCUCAAUGCGAGCGUGAACGAUUUGACAAAGACUGAUAUUAGCAUUAAUUCGAAUAACAUCGUCAAGAUGGCGAAGGGGAAGUUGGCGGAGGUUUUGUAUAUAUUGACGAAUAUGAAGAGCAAGAAGCGACUCAACUUCCAGACGAUAGAACACGAACUUGCCGAAUUGCAGGAGAUUCUGAAUUCUAAAUUUAGCGAAAGUGAGACACAAGUCAUUCGCAACUCAACUACCACUGUAAUCAGGCAGUUAGAAGAUUCCCUGCAUGAUAAACUGUUGGAAUUGUCAGAGAAAAAAGCAAUUUUGAAAGAAUCAAAUCAAUGGGACCAACAUGCAAAGUUAGAAGUUCUAGCGCAAAAGAUGGCGUUUGAAGAGUUAAUUCUGUCACGGCUUGAAGAUGCAAUGAAUUCUGAAGCAUCAUGCGAGCGUUUGCUUCUAAAAGAAUCCGUGGAGACUUCCAAUUUUUUGAAGAGAUUGGAACGCAAGUUGAAUGAUGGCGAAUGUGAAGAACUUCCCCAGUCAAACACUAGUUUAGAAUACCUUACAAAUGUCCUCACAAAGCGACUCCUCCUUUCUUCAAUGAAUAAUCCUCAAUCCGUGCAGAAUCCCUUCAGAAAUUUGAGACCUGCUGUUGCGUAUUUGGAAGAAGAACAAGAAAAAAUUAACAAUUUGUUGUUCACCUACAAAACAACCAAAUUGCCACUUUUGGGAGAGGCUUUAGCAUUGGAAACAUUAAAUCUUUCAACGGACGAUAGUUGUCAAUUGAAUCAAAGCAUUGGCCAGACAUGGAGCACCACUCGUCAAAUUGUAAACUCCGAAUUGAUAACCUCAGAAAUCAAUCAUAUUUUGAUGAGGACCGCUCAGAAAUAUGAAGCGUUGAGUAGUGAAGAUCAAAAUUCGUUUUUCACAUUUUUCGCACACGAACGCGCAGUGCUAGAAUUGUGGUCCGACACUGUUGAGAACACACUACGUGUUGAAAUGGAUAAAUACAUUGAAGAACUGACAAAUGUUUACCAAAAUGCGUUGGGCAAACAGAGGAGGAGUUCGUAUCGGAGCAGUAAUACACGAAAAAUAGAACAAUCCACCAAUACAUUACUUUCGGAAUAUGCGGAUGUGAUUGCACAUAAAGCAUUGGUGGAUGCAAGGAUUUUGGUGCUCAAAGGACAAACGAACGAUGCAAACGAGAUGCAAAAUCAAGAGGUCAGUGAUAACAUGUUGAUGAAUUUGCUUGAGUUGGAAUCUUAUUGGGAUUGCAUGGAGAAGUUGGAAUUGGUGCAUCCUAGUCCCAAUAUUGUAAUGGAGUUCAAGUUAAUGCUCGGCGAAGCGAACCGGGAAAGUGACAACAAUGUGCGUGCAUCGCAUGUUGAUGGUGUGUGCAAUGCUGUGCGGGCAUUGAGUCAACAUGUCCACAGUUUGGGUGAAGCAGUCGGAAUUGUACCAAAGGAUGCAGAGAGCAGGAUCUACGGAUUGGAGAAUGCGUGUCAUAGAUGUAGAGAACUGCAUGAGUCGUUGAGGGCCAUCGAGGAGAAAGUACUCGCUUUAAAUCAGACUAAAAGAUCUUCAAUCGAAGAACGUCGUCCGAUUUAUUUAGGUACCGAGUAUCUCAGUCAAGUCGAAUCGCUGCGUAGCGCGUAUCGCAACAAAAUGGCCGAAUGCACCGAUCGUAAUCAUCAGGAAAACCUGGAACAACUGCAGGUACUUUCGGAGCGCGUGCUUGCCACCCUAGAAUCCUGGCAUCGUCGGACGCUGCAAGAUCUCCGCGAGACACAUAAUCAAGAGCUGGCUGCAUCAAGACGCGACAAGGAACAGGCGCUCGCUGAAGAAACUCAGGCCACACUCGCUGCAUUGGACGCAAUGAGAAAAGCUCAUGAAGCUGAAGUUCAAAGGGAGGUGGCCAGAUUUAAACAAGAAUUCGCCCGGGAGCAACACAAUGAGAUUUUCGAACUGAACGAACAACUGUCGGUGAAGUGUCUGGAAGCCGCCACGUUACAAGAACAACUGGGCAGCGCCAAUCGCCAACUGAUGCACGCUCAGAACCACAUCAUGCAAUUAUCGAAGGUAUAAACAAUUUGGUCGCAAUCAAAGGUCAUCAAUUCGUACUAGUCUUAACGUCAGCCUCAUACGAUACGUAAAUUACAUAUAUUUUCUUAAAGUUUUUCAAUUUCGAUUGUUGCACCGUAAUGGAACGUAGUGCAAAGUGCAAACACCUAAAUACACUUAGGUGGAAUUAUGCUAUAAUGUUUUUGUUGUGUCAUAUCUAUUCAUUACAUCUAUCUUCGUUGUAUAUGUAUGUAUUGUCCUAAGUGUAUUCGUAUAUAAGUAUGUAGUUUUUUGUAUUUGUGUCACGUUUGAGUAUGCAUUCUGUGUGUGUAACAUGUAAAUAUUGUUUUUAUGUUGUUAUUUUAUGAUUACCCGAAUAUUUUAAAUGUUUAUCCUGUGCAAUUUGUCACAUGUUUGUCCUGUGACUACGUAGUGCUUGUGUUGUGUAUGUAUUAUCAGAGUAAAAUGUGUAUAAAAUCGGUUUAUUGUAAGAAAUCAAACGUGAAAUGGGAGAAAGAGAGAGUUAUUUGUUUAAAGAAUAUUAUUUGUGUUGGGUUUAUAUAAAUAUGGAAUGUUAAUUUCAUUAAAAUUAUAUAGUUGAUAAGUCAAUUGCUACUAAUCUGA
Dalotia coriaria is the source of this 6004-nucleotide messenger RNA. It is a transcript of the gene osp, whose product is annotated as myosin phosphatase Rho interacting protein outspread. The coding region runs from base 728 to 5404 and encodes 1558 amino acids. Gene Ontology annotation, molecular function: actin filament binding. Lineage: Eukaryota; Metazoa; Arthropoda; Insecta; Coleoptera; Staphylinidae. Gene Ontology annotation, cellular component: actin cytoskeleton. The record is from RefSeq and is a predicted model, not a curated record. The transcript has 9 exons.